AUGGGCCACUCAAUGAGACCCAGAGCGAGGACCUGUAGGAAAUGGGCGCCGGAUCCUCAACGCUUUCCAAAGCGCCAUCGCCCUUGCUGGGUACCAUGCCAAGAUAGGGGAGCAACUUCAUCUGACUGUAAAGAAUUCCCGUCGCGCAGGAGAGGUGUCUGA
This is a messenger RNA of Colletotrichum orchidophilum, 162 nucleotides long. RefSeq lists its product as uncharacterized. The coding region runs from base 1 to 162 and encodes 53 amino acids. NCBI's taxonomy places the organism in Eukaryota, Fungi, Ascomycota, Sordariomycetes, Glomerellales, Glomerellaceae. The record is from RefSeq and is a predicted model, not a curated record. The transcript has a single exon.